UCUUCCUCCUCUUUUCUCUUUAAACAAAUGAGAGUCAAAUUAGUUUGGUCAUGAGUUUUGGCACACACGGACACAUUCAAAUAGAGAGAGAUUGCAGCAGAAUCAAGUUGAAUAAUAUCAAGAAAAGGAUUCCAUCUUACCAUCUUUCAAGGAGAAUCUCUGCUCACCAGAUUUCUCCUCACGUCUCCACCGGUGACAGUGCCUAACAACCGUUGCCAUGGGUGAAAUGGAGCAACUGCGAAAGGAGGCAGACAACUUGAAAGAUCAGAUAACCGCGGCAAGGAAGGCGGUGCAAGACACCACCCUGGAGGAGGCAGCGUCCGGCACGGCGGUGGUGAGCCGUGUGCAGCUGAAGACCAGGAAGACUCUGAGGGGACACCUGGCCAAGAUCUACGCCAUGCACUGGGGAGCUGAAUCCACGCUAUGCGUCAGUGCCUCCCAGGAUGGAAAGCUCAUUGUGUGGGACACCAUAACGACCAACAAGGUGAACGCCAUUCCUCUGAAGUCAUCGUGGGUGAUGACAUGUUCGUACGCGCCCUCAGGGAACAUGGUGGCAUGCGGAGGACUGGAUAACAUGUGCUCCAUUUACAACCUCAAAGGCAAAGAUGGAAACGUCAAGGUCAUGCGUGAGCUGGCCGCGCACACGGGUUAUUUGUCCUGCUGUCGUUUCCUUAGCGACAGUGAGAUCAUCACCAGCUCUGGAGACUGUACCUGUGUGCUGUGGGACAUAGAGACAGGGACACAGAAGACCAUCUUCGCUGGUCACCUAGGAGACUGCAUGUCCCUGGCCGUGUCACCUGACUUCAAGAUGUUCAUCUCGGGGGCGUGUGACUUCACGGCUAAGCUGUGGGACAUCAGGGAGGGCGCCUGCAGACAGACCUUCGGAGGACACGAGAGCGACAUCAACGCCAUCGGGUUCUUCCCUAACGGCAACGCGGUGAUAACAGGCUCAGACGACGCCACCUGCAAGCUGUAUGACCUUAGGGCAGACCAGGAGCUUAUCACCUACCAAGACUCCAGCAUCAUGUGUGGCGUGACCUCCCUGGCACCCUCCCUCUCCGGUCGCCUCAUCCUGGCAGGGUACGACGACUUCAACGUCAACAUCUGGGACUCGCUGAAGAACGAGAGAGUGGGAGUCUUGGCUGGUCACGACAACAGAGUGAGUUGUAUUGGCGUAAGUUCUGACGGCAUGGCCUGCUGCACAGGAUCCUGGGAUAGCUUCCUGAAGAUAUGGAACUGAGUCUGUCCCGACAGAGAGGAAGUUGAGAGAGGGACGGAGAGGGGGAGAGGAUGUAGAGACAGGAUAUGAAAAACCUCCAUGUGAGGGAGAUGAUUGGUAGAGAGAGAGAGGCUUGGAAGAGGAAUUGGGGGGAAAACACAUGGGAUGAGAGGAGUGUAUUUUUGCUGUGCCAAGUCAUAUCUAAAAUUGAAGAGAGGGAUAGUGAUAAAAGGGAGACAUUCUCUCCUCUUCUCACUUAUCUCUCUUCUUUAUUGAAACUCAAGUUGGGGG
Molecule: messenger RNA, 1510 nt
Organism: Hypomesus transpacificus
Lineage: Eukaryota; Metazoa; Chordata; Actinopteri; Osmeriformes; Osmeridae
Gene: gnb3a
Product: guanine nucleotide binding protein (G protein), beta polypeptide 3a
Exons: 9
Coding region: 218-1240 (340 amino acids)
Biological process (GO): G protein-coupled receptor signaling pathway
Cellular component (GO): heterotrimeric G-protein complex; cytoplasm
Molecular function (GO): protein binding; signaling receptor complex adaptor activity
Source: RefSeq, a predicted model, not a curated record